GGUCACACCACAAACACAGACAGAGGAGGCAGUGUGUUCACAACAGCGGAGACUCCCAGGGACCAAACACACACGCACACACACACACACAUACACACACACUUAAACACACACACACACACACACGCGCGGACACUUUCCUCCGCUCAGCCUGAAGGACGAACUGAGCCGAAGAGGAGCCGAAAGCAAUCGGAGCAUUUGGAAACAUCGAAACAGGGAAGUCUGAGUGGAGCGCGUCAGUCAGUGCGGAUUAAAAGCCGGGCCGUCAGCAUGUUCAGCUGGGUGAAGCAGGAGCAAGGUGGACGCAACAAGGAAGGGGAGAUGUACCAGACGGUGACGGAGGGACUGCAGAGCCUCUACACCAAGAAGCUGCUGCCGCUGGAGGAGACAUACCUCUUCCAUGACUUCCACUCCCCGGCGCUGGAGGCCGCCGACUUCCAGAGCAAGCCCAUGGUGCUGCUCGUCGGCCAGUACUCCACCGGGAAAACCACCUUCAUCAGGUAUCUGUUGGAGCAGGAUUUCCCGGGGAUGAGGAUCGGUCCGGAGCCGACCACCGACGGCUUCAUCGCCGUGAUGUACGGCGAGAACGAAGGCGUCGUCCCCGGCAACGCCCUGGUGGUCGACCCCAAAAAGCCGUUCAGGAAACUCAACGCGUUCGGAAACUCCUUCCUCAACAGGUUUAUCUGCUCUCAGAUGCCGAACCAGGUUCUUCAGAGCAUCAGCAUCAUCGACACGCCCGGUAUCCUGUCGGGGGAGAAGCAGCGGAUCAGCAGAGGUUAUGACUUUGCGGAGGUGCUGCGUUGGUUCGGCGAGCGCGUGGACCGGAUCAUCCUGCUGUUUGACGCUCACAAGCUGGACAUUUCUGACGAGUUCUCCGAGGCGAUCAAAGCCUUCAAAGGACAAGACGACAAGAUCCGAGUCGUCCUCAACAAGGCCGACCAGGUGGACACCCAGCAGCUGAUGAGGGUGUACGGCGCCCUCAUGUGGUCACUGGGAAAGGUGAUCAACACUCCGGAGGUGGUGAGAGUUUAUCUGGGCUCCUUCUGGGCCAAGCCGCUGCAGAACACGGAGAACAGGCGUCUGUUUGAGGCGGAGUCUCAGGACCUGUUCAGGGACAUCCAGAGUCUUCCGAGGAACGCCGCUCUGCGUAAACUCAACGACCUCAUAAAGAGAGCUCGCCUGGCCAAGGUGCACGCCUACAUCAUCAGUCACCUGAAGAAGGAGAUGCCGUCUCUGUUUGGGCGGGAGAAGAAGAAGGAGGAGCUGAUCAUGAGGCUGCCGGAGAUCUACACCAUCCUGCAGAGAGAGCACCACAUCAGCCCCGGAGACUUCCCCAACGUCGCCAAGAUGCAGGACAUGCUGCAGCACUACGACUUCAGCAAGUUCCCGUCUCUGAAGAUGAAGCUGAUCGAGUCGGUGGAUAAGAUGCUGGCCACAAAGAUCGCCGUCCUGAUGGCGAUGAUCCGGGAGGAGGAGUCCAAGCAGCCGCCGGCCAUGGUGUCGGGCGGCGCCUUCGAGGGGUCUCAGGACGGGCCCUUCGGUCAGGGCUACGGCGAGGGCAUCAGCGCCGGGGCCGACGCCGAGGACUGGAUCGUGAGCCGCGACAAGCACCGCUACGACGAGAUCUUCUACACGCUGAUGCCCAUCAACGGCAAGAUCACCGGCGUCAACGCCAAGAAGGAGAUGAUGAACUCGCGGCUGCCCAACACCGUGCUGGGGAAGAUCUGGAAGCUGGCCGACUGCGACCGGGACGGCAUGCUGGACGACGAGGAGUUCGCCCUCGCGCAGCACCUCAUCAAGGUCAAACUGGAGGGCUACGAGCUGCCCACCGACCUGCCCGACCACCUGGUGCCCCCCUCCCACCGCAAGAACCCCACCGCGGACGCCCUGUACAACCACACCGAGGACUAGAGCGCCAGCGGGGCGCCAGCGAGCCGCCAAAGAGACUGAGUGAGCUGAGAGGAGGACGGAAGAAAUCACCACAGAUCAACAUUUCUGCCGCUGACGUUCAGACUGACAGAGGAACCAAUCAGCACGCUGACAGAAGGUCAAAGGUCAAAGUUUAGGUGUCUUAUACUAAAGAACUCGUCGCCAAGGUGAUCUCCAACAUCGCUUUUUACCUGUUUAAAUAACCGGCCAGCAAAGUAACCAACUAACUAAGAGACUGAGGCUAAAUAUUCUGCUUUUAUUUUGGUAAGAGUUUUUAUGUUGUGUAAUUCAGCUGAUUUCAAAGCACCAAAGAAGAAAAGUGACAAACUUCCUGCGUAACGUAACGUCGCCUCAUGUUUUACUAACUCUGGUUUAGUUCGCUUUUAUUGUGAAAGGAGACAGUGUUUCCUCAUAUUUAACCCUUUAAACCUUUUUUUCCCGCCUUCAUAUUUGAAAGUAUCUAAAUGACAUCACCUGCAGUAUAUUAGCGUAAGUUGCUUGUAGCGUCACUGAUGCGAAUCAAACAGAUUAAAUUUUAAUGGAGUCUAUCAGCCGCAGAGGUAAACACACGGAUCAGCUUUCACACCGAACGCUCGCCACAGCGUUCAGAGUUUGGAGCUUCUCUGCUCCAACCGUCCGUCCAGAAAGACCCACAAUGACCCAGAAUGACCCACAAUGACCCACAAUGACCCACAAUGACCCUGAAUGACCCACAAUGACCCACAAUGACCCACAAUGACCCACAAUGACCCACAAUGACCCACAAUGACCCACAAUGACCCAGAAUGACCCAGAAUGACCCUGAAUGACCCACAAUGACCCACAAUGACCCACAAUGACCCAGAAUGACCCAGAAUGACCCUGAAUGACCCACAAUGACCCACAAUGACCCACAAUGACCCUGAAUGACCCAGAAUGACCCAGAAUGACCCUGAAUGACCCUGAAUGACCCACAAUGACCCUGAAUGACCCAAAAUGACCCACAAUGACCCUGAAUGACCCAAAAUGACCCACAAUGACCCUGAAUGACCCACAAUGACCCACAAUGACCCACAAUGACCCACAAUGACCCACAAUGACCCACAAUGACCCUGAAUGACCCACAAUGACCCUGAAUGACCCAGAAUGACCCACAAUGACCCACAAUGACCCAGAAUGACCCACAAUGACCCACAAUGACCCACAAUGACCCUGAAUGACUAUGACAUUCCUCUUACUCUCUAAAAUGGCAAAAUUAACGAUGUCCAUAUAAACACAAAGAGACUUUAUAUUGAAAAUGUUUUAUUUUCACAACAGAGACAGAAAAGAAAUGAUCAUAUCAUCAGAAAUAUGAUUUUUGCAUAUUUUUUUUACUCGUAAACAGAAAAUAUUUUAGGAUUUUAACUUAAUAAAUGACUCACACGAUGAGUUCCUGUAGGUGGACUGAUUGUUUGAGCUCUUGAGUUUAGUAUUUCAGAAUAAAACUCAUCAUAAUUAGCCUGAAUCGCUACAGUCACGAUGAGCUUUCCUGAAACUGUAAAAAUGUGACAGAUGUCAGUUUAUUUUUAUUUAUAGUGUAAAACAUUUUCACAAACGAUGACCAAAGAGUUUCACAGAGAGCUGAUUAUGUGAUUAUGAGAGAACAGAGUCCUCGUCUUCACUAUAAAACAGAUCCUCAAAAUAUUUUAUCAUUAAGAAUUAUAUUUAAACAAUAGAAUAACACGUGUAGAUGAUGUAACAGGUUCGGGGGGUCAUGACCUCUGCAGGAACACAAACACCGUCUUCACUUUAAAAAGCUGUUACUCUCCUCCACGUGACGCACGAGCACAGAUGUAGUCCCAGACCAGGACGCAGGGUUCAGGGCGUCCUCAGAGGGUCAAAGGUCGGAGCCCGUCCUGUUUGAACAGCAGACAGUCGUCCGCCGUUAACUCGUCCUCGGGGCAGUCGACAGUUUGUGUCCACUCAUUUCAGUUUCCUCGCAUUGUAAACAUCAGCAGAGGAGAGGAGAGGAGAGCGGUGACCUCUGACCUCUGCUGACUGCACACCUUCCUCCCUGUACCGCCCUCUGAAAACAAGAGUGAAGCAGCAGCUUUUAUGGGUCUGUGCCGUCGACUGGGGAAGAAACAGUUUCCACUGAAAUGAGUCGAUUCACGCAGCAAAUAAAAGGCUGAAUGUUCCUUUAACCAGGAAGUUAAAUCAAAACAAAAAAUAUUUUCUAUCCGUCUGCGUCUCUUUGUUUAAAGCUCCAUAAUUUCUUCUUCUUCUAUGUUUUAUUUGAAGUGUUGAUCCAUCAGAAGAUAUAAAAACCAUCUCAGUGUAGUUUUACAUCUCCUCUCUCAGGCUUCUCUCUGCAGCUCUAGUAACAACAGGUCAGUCAGCCAAUCAGAAGAGAGGAGGCUCUGAGCCUCUCUUCUGAUUGGCUGACUGUUUUCUGAGUGAUCCAAUAAAAAUAUAGCAGAUUUCAGAUAAAACACUCAGAGAAACCAAAUCCUGCAAGGUUUGGAUGGUGGGUCCAGGUGGGCGGGGCUUGGUGACUGCUUUGUUGUGACGUCACAAAGUUCCAGAAGUCCUGACGGCUGGUUUUAAGGCUCAGUUUCUGAAUACAGGCUGUGUGCAUUUCUCUGUGGACUGAGGCUUUGAUACUUUCACAGUAUUAAUAUAGAAGCUAGACCUGAUCUAUAAUCACACUACACAUGGACACACACCUUUACACUGGAGGAGAACGACAAAACUACAGAGUGAAAAUACUUUUGGAAAAGAAUGUGACAGGAAACAUUUAAAAAUAAAUUAAAAAUAAAUACAACUGCAUUUAAUCAGAGGUUUAAUGAUGAUUCUUCUGUUUCUAGAUGAUGAUAAAUGUCCGCUCCCCUCACAUCAUUACCAUAAAGAGCCGUGCCACAGGAUGUAGCUGGAACUAUGUAAAUACACACCAGCACUGUCCAUUAGCUGCUGUAAAUCUGUCAGCCGUAAAUAUUCAGCUGCUGCCCACAGCGCCACCUAGUGCUUUUAGCAGCUAACUGCAUCUCGUCAAGAGCUUUGAACAAAGCCGACUCGUCCUUUAAACGCAGCUCAGACCUCCACAGCAGUGCCUGCUCCUCUCAAGCCUCCCCCAGAUAAACAGACUUACUUUCAGGCUGAGUUUGGUGAACACGUUUUCUCCAGCGGUGCCUCCUCGCUCCUGCCUUACACCAAGCUUUCAUCUGAAAUCGUGCUACGUGUCAGGUCUGUGUGUUUCACAGUGUUUUUAAAAGCCUCUGUUCCUAUGACGGGACGGAGGUUCGUCCUCGAGGAUCCAGCAGCUCCUGGUCAGUGCCUUUAAUACGCAACAAACAACAAUCACAGUCAAAGAGUCGAGUUUGUUCUAUUGACCAGAAACUUCUCUGAUCAAACUGUCCUUGCAUUUGAUUUUUACCAUAAGGGAACAUCUGUACAGUCAGCAGUCCUCUCUGUCUCUCAUUUAAACUCCUCAGUGAAUAAAGUCAAACAUUUCAUUCUGAUCACUUUCUCUGUAAAGACGCGUCACUCAGUCAAACUGUUCGUCCAAUGACAAAUCAGACCUGCAUUUAUCUGAAUGUACAAGUUGUUAUUUUUGUGAGUUUGGUGUAUUUUGUAUUCCUCGUUGUGUGUGGAUGUGUUUCCUGAUGAUGCAGCUCCGCCUCUCGUCCUGUCCGCGGAGCUGGAGACUAAUAAAGUUUAUUCAGUACACACACUCCA
This is a messenger RNA of Seriola aureovittata, 5622 nucleotides long. RefSeq names its product EH-domain containing 4 (gene ehd4). Gene Ontology annotation, molecular function: calcium ion binding; GTP binding; protein binding. NCBI's taxonomy places the organism in Eukaryota, Metazoa, Chordata, Actinopteri, Carangiformes, Carangidae. The transcript has 8 exons. The record is from RefSeq and is a predicted model, not a curated record. Bases 271 to 1911 code for a protein of 546 amino acids. Gene Ontology annotation, cellular component: cytoplasm; plasma membrane. Gene Ontology annotation, biological process: endosomal transport; endocytosis.